GUCAUGACGUAAGCCUAGCAACAGCGCAGGCUCCCGGCCGAGUCCAUUAUGGCCGCCCUGGGAAGGAUGAGAGGGGCCGGGCACGCGAAGCUGCUCCCCGGGUCGGGAAUGCAGGUCUCCGGAGGGCUGGCGCGGCCGCUGGUGCUGGUGCUCCUGCUGGCGUCGCUUUUGACUGCUGGGGUAUCAGAGAUGCAGCCCAGAAGUCAGACUGUACGCCCCGUAGAUGUUUCUACUUCAAGUACAGAUGCUUUAAACCCCGAAAACCAAACUACGCCCACCACGCCUUCUGUUUCCCGUGUCACCACCACUCUGCCUGCCCCGACUGGUCCUGAGAAAAGCAGAGGCACCUUGGCAGCCCCCCAUCCCUCCCUGACCACCUCUGUGCUCCCAGAAGCAGCUGAUAACAACGCAGACCAGAGCCUGGAGGAGGAGGAUCUCCUGGUGCCAAAUGGCUCUCCCUCCCCAGCCCGAGAUGCCUUGGACAAUGGCGAUUAUGGAGAGCCAGACUACGACUGGACCACAAGCCCCAGGGAUGAGGAGUCUGAGGAGACUCUGGAAGAAAACAGGGGCUAUUUGGAAAUUGAACAGUCAGUGAAAUCUUUUCAGUCUCCAGCCUCAAAUAUAGAAGAGGAAGACAGCCAUUUCUUUUUUCAUCUUAUUAUUUUUGCUUUUUGUGUUGCCAUUGUUUACGUUAUGUAUCACAAUAAGAGGAAGAUUUUCCUCCUAGUUCAAAGCAGAAAAUGGCGUGAUGGCCUUUGUUCUAAAACAGUGGAAUAUCAUCGUCUAGACCAGAACGUUCACGAGGCGAUGCCUUCUCUGAAGAUUACCAAUGAUUAUAUUUUUUAAAGCACUGUGAUUUGAGUUUGCUUAUUAUGUAAUUUUAUUUGCUUGACUUUUUAUAUGAUGCCGUGCGGGUGUUUGCCAUAGCAGUUGGUACUCAAGCGAGAGGCGCAUCUCUCUUUUGCCUUGGUGCUUUGGAAAUUAAAUGUCACAAUCAGGAGUAUAUAAUUUUUUAUCUGCACUUUUAGAGUUGAUUCACACAGGUGUCCCAAAUAUAAGUGUUACCUUAUAUUUAUACUGUUAGUUUUUAUUAUUUUUCAUUUCUUCUACUACUUCUGGAAUUAUAGUACUUUUACAAGAGCCGAAGCUUGUAACUAAAUUUGAACAUAUCUAGUACCACUUUUUUAGAUUCACUCUGCCAUCCAAAUGCUAAUUUUUUAAUAUACAUUUCUUGGUGGUCACCAACUGUAAUGUACAAGGAUAGAUGUAAUAAUACAUCACAUUUAAGUAACAUUUUGUUCUCUUAAGGAUACUGAAUAUUUUCAGGCAACAACUAAAACACGAUUUAAGAUAAUGGUAUCAGUCUGUUUGACCCACAAUUUUAGGUAACACAUUAAAUGUGUCUAGAAAUUAUGGGAAAAAGACUACAGUUUGCACUGAGCAUAGAUAAAAUGUUAUAUAGACACCAUUGUUUCGUUUGAUUGCUGAAUUCAGUUUAGAGAUAGAAGGUAGAAGCUGUGGUAAAAUAUGAAACAUCACAGUUACUUUUAGUUAGCAGUUGAAUGUAGCACAGCUUCCUCCAAGUUUUUAGGCAGUGGGCAGAGUUUAAAACUGUAUCAGAUUUGCUGGGCGUGGUGGCACAUGCCUGCAAUCCCAGCACUUGGGAGGCUGAGGCAGGGGGGAUCACUGUACAAGACCAAUCUGGGCCUAACAGUGAAUUCAAGCCCA
Messenger RNA from Fukomys damarensis (Damara mole-rat), 1728 nucleotides. RefSeq names its product chromosome unknown C5orf15 homolog (gene CUNH5orf15). The record is from RefSeq and is a predicted model, not a curated record. Lineage: Eukaryota; Metazoa; Chordata; Mammalia; Rodentia; Bathyergidae. The transcript is spliced from 3 exons. Bases 49 to 846 code for a protein of 265 amino acids.